AUGGCCUCCAUCAAUUUCCCCAAGGAGGAGCUGGACAUCAUCCAGAGAUGGCGGGAGAUCAAGGCUUUCGAGACACAAGUUAAAUUGUCAGAAGGCCGGGAGAGAUACACCUUCUACGAUGGUCCCCCAUUUGCGACAGGUCUCCCUCACUAUGGCCACUUGCUCGCCUCCACUAUCAAAGACAUCAUUCCACGCUACUGGUCGAUGAAGGGUUACCAUGUCGAACGACGCUUCGGCUGGGAUACCCACGGUCUGCCCAUCGAGCAUGAGAUCGACAAGAAAUUCAAAAUCUCCGGAAAGCAGGCUGUCAUGGAGAUGGGACUCGACAAGUACAACGCAGAGUGCAGGAGCAUUGUCAUGAGAUACUCAUCGGAAUGGAGGCAGACUAUCGAGCGUCUGGGACGGUGGAUCGACUUCGACAACGACUACAAGACCAUGGAUACGUCCUUCAUGGAGUCAGAAUGGUGGGCUAUCAAGCAGCUAUUCGAAAAGGGCCAGGUCUACCAGGGCUACCGCGUCAUGCCCUACAGCACUGUCUUGACGACCUCCCUGAGCAACUUCGAGGCGAACCAAAACUACCAGGACGUAACUGACCCCGCAGUCGUCGUCUCAUUCCCUCUAGUUAAAGACCCCAAGACGAAACUGCUGGCAUGGACGACAACGCCAUGGACCCUGCCUACAAAUCUGGGCUUGUGUGUUCACCCCGAAUUCGAAUAUGUCAAGAUCGCAGACGAGAAGUCAGGAGACAACUACAUCCUCCUCGAGAAGCUCCUGACCACCCUGUACAAGGAUCCGAAGAAGGCAAAAUUCAAGAUCCUUGAGAAGAUCAAGGGCAAGGACAUGCUUGGUUGGGAAUAUGAGCCCCUGUUUGACUACUACCACGAGGAGUUCAAGGGUGUUGCCUUCAAGGUCUUGAACGGCACAUAUGUUACAGAUGACAGCGGUACCGGUAUUGUCCACCAGGCUCCGGCCUUUGGUGAGGACGAUUUCAGUAUUGCAACAGAGGCUGGCAUUGUGACCGAGGACCGCCCUCCCCCUGACCCGCUCGAUGAGACUGGUCGCUAUCUCGCAAGAGUGAAGGACUUCGAGGGAAUGCACGUCAAAGAAGCUGACAAACACAUUGUUAAGGCUCUGAAGAACAAGGGAAGGCUGGUCGUCGACUCACAACUGAGGCACAGUUAUCCAAUGUGCCCUCGAUCCGACACUCCCUUGAUCUACCGUGCUGUGCCUUCAUGGUUCAUCCGAAUCCCAGAGAUUGUCCCCAAGAUGCUCCAGGAGAUCGAGUCCAGCCAUUGGACGCCGUCCUUCGUCAAGGAGAAGCGAUUUGCGAACUGGAUCUCAAAUGCUCGUGACUGGAACAUCUCUAGGAACCGAUACUGGGGCACCCCGAUCCCUAUCUGGCAAAGCGAUGACGGCGAGGAACGCAUCUGCGUUGGCAGUGUUGCUGAGCUGAAGGAGCUGAGUGGAUAUCAAGGGGAGCUGACAGACAUUCACCGUGACAAGAUCGACCACAUCACCAUCCCCAGCAAACAGGGCAAGGGCCAGCUCAAGCGCAUCGAGGAGGUGUUUGACUGUUGGUUUGAGUCAGGAAGCAUGCCCUUUGCCAGUCAACAUUAUCCCUUCGAAAACCAGGACAAGUUCAAGGAGUCAUUCCCGGGCAACUUCAUCGCGGAGGGUCUCGAUCAAACUCGAGGAUGGUUUUACACUCUCGUUGUCAUGGGAACACAUCUUUUCGGCAAGAUGCCGUUCAAGAACUGUGUGGUCAACGGAAUUGUCCUUGCCGAGGAUGGUAAAAAGAUGUCGAAACGUCUGAAGAACUACCCCGACCCUUCUAUCGUCAUGGAGAAGUACGGUAGCGAUGCUCUGCGCAUGUACAUGAUUAACUCGCCCGUGGUGAGAGCAGAGCCCCUUCGCUUCAAGGAGGCCGGUGUAAAGGAAGUCGUGCAGAAGGUUCUUUUGCCUCUGUGGAACAGCUUCAACUUUUUCAACGCCCAGGUUGCUCUGUUGAAGAAGAUCGAAAACGUGGAUUACCAGUGGGAUCCCACUAUGGAGUCAUCGAACACCAAUGUCAUGGACAAGUGGAUUCUUGCUAGCUGUCAGAGUCUGUUGGAGUGGGUCAAUCAGGAGAUGAAUGUGACUCCUAGGUUGCUUGGACUCAUUGAUGACACCACGAACUGGUACAUUCGCUUCAACCGGAAGCGACUCAAGGGGGAGAACGGUGUCGAGGACACCAAGCAUGCCCUGAACACGCUCUUCGAGGUCCUCUACACUCUUUGCAGAGGGCUUGCCCCCUUCAUGCCCUUUAUCACCGACAACAUCUACCUGAGAAUCCUUCCUUAUAUCCCUGAGAGCUUGCGAGAAGAAGACCCCCGGAGUGUGCACUUCUUGAAGUUUCCCGAAGUCCGGAAAGAGCUGUACAACCCCGAGAUUGAGCGCAGGGUCAGCCGUAUGAAGAAUAUCAUCGACCUAGCUAGAGUCUCACGUGAGCGCAAGGCCAUCGGAGUCAAGACACCGCUCAAGACCCUGGUCGUCAUCCACACCGACGCUACCUAUCUGGAGGAUAUCCGAUCUCUGGAGGGCUACAUUGCAGAAGAGUUAAACGUCCGCGACCUGAUCCUCACGUCCGACGAGGCUUCUUAUAAUGUCCAGUACAGCGUUACGGCUGACUGGCCAGUGCUCGGCAAGAAGCUCAAGAGGGACAUGGGCAAGGUCAAGAAGGCACUGCCAGGCGUUAACAGUGACCAGGUCAAAGACUACGUCGCAACGGGCAAGAUUGUUGUGGACGGUAUCGAGCUGGUAGAGGGCGACCUGGUGGUCCGCCGCGGCAUCAAAGAGACCGAAUCAACCAAGAACUCCGAAGUCAACACGGACAGUGAUGUCCUCACCAUCCUGGAUUGCCAGUUGUACCCCGAGCUCAAGGCCGAGGGCAUUGCCCGUGAGAUUAUCAACCGGGUGCAGAAGCUCCGCAAGAAGGCCGGCUUGCAGCCAACGGACGACAUCAAGAUGGAGUACAACGUGUUGUCUGACCCGGAGAGCCUGGGCAUUGAGGAGGUUUUUGUGACGCAGACGAAGCAACUAGAGAAGGCUCUCCGACGGCCGAUGGACAAGCACAUUGUUACGCAGGUGGACGGCGAGAUACCCAAGGGUCAACAGGAGGGUGUGAUUGCUGAGGAGCUGCAGGAAGUUCAAUCUGCUACCUUCUUGCUGCGGUUGUUGAAGCUAUAG
Messenger RNA from Diaporthe amygdali, 3225 nucleotides. RefSeq names its product isoleucyl-trna synthetase. NCBI's taxonomy places the organism in Eukaryota, Fungi, Ascomycota, Sordariomycetes, Diaporthales, Diaporthaceae. Bases 1 to 3225 code for a protein of 1074 amino acids. The transcript has 7 exons. The record is from RefSeq and is a predicted model, not a curated record. Gene Ontology annotation, biological process: isoleucyl-tRNA aminoacylation. Gene Ontology annotation, molecular function: tRNA binding; ATP binding; isoleucine-tRNA ligase activity.